Messenger RNA from Scutellospora calospora, 195 nucleotides. The record is from the annotation of a GenBank genome assembly. Lineage: Eukaryota; Fungi; Glomeromycota; Glomeromycetes; Diversisporales; Gigasporaceae.
AUGAACUUUGCUGUUGAUAAUAAUAAGGAUAUUAGCUUCAUUUUUAGUAAUAAUGAGAAUACAAAUUUUACUGCUGAUAAUAAUAAAAGUGUAAGUGUUGCUGAUGAUUAUUAUGCAGAUUCUACUAUUAAUUCAAAUAAUAGUAGUAUUUUGAAUAAUUACAUUUCAAAACAAGCUAGACAAUGCAUAUCUAUU